GCAACACUCCAACGUCCACGGGCCCCGCGAACGACACGGCGAGUCCGCAACGCUGCGCAGGCGCACUGAGAAAACGAGGUUGGGCCUGGCAGGCGGAAGAAAAGCGCUUGGCGCCCCUGAGGGCGUGGCCCGGGAGGUGUGCCGAGUGAGUUCCCGUUAAGGCUUCCCUCGCUGACUUUCCACGCGCGUCUGCCGCCAGAGGAGCUUCGGCCUGCUUUCAAGUAGAAGUCCAGCAGACUCGACUUUCCCCCAUCGGCAGGCAGGGAUGACUUGCACCUGAUGAACUUCCACCUGUUUCCGUUGUUCCCUGCCUAGGCGCCUUGCUGCGGGGGGGGGGGGGGUGCCAGACCGAGCUGUGGGGUGCAGCAGGGCUUCUAGAAAUAGGAGGCGUCGCUACUUUAUUUUUAGGCAAGCGUCCUGGACAGACGUUCAACAGGUACAGCUUCUCUACAUCGCUGUGGUGUGAUAAGCCGCGUUUGCCGGAUUCCUACCUGCCCAAUGGCUGUUAAAGAGCCAAGAAGCUUUGUCCUUCAGACGCUGCUUGGGGACUAGAUCCAGAGGAGUUUGCCGUGUUAGUUUGUAGUUGCAAAAUAGUAAAGAGUCCAGUAGCACCUUUAAAACUAACCAAGUUUAUUGUAGCAUAAGAUUUCGUGAACCAGAGCAUGCAUCUGACGAAGAGAACUGUGGUUCUCGAAAGCUUAUGCCCCAGUAAAGUUGGUUAGUCUUAAAGGUGCUACUGGACUCUUCAUUGGUUGGGCACUGGCAGUGGAGAAGGGCAGUCUGUUUAGUCCCUGAGGACAGGCCGUGUUUUGUCUUGGGGAGGGGGGAAAGCUCAGGAUCUCUGCUGUAAGCUCUUCUUCCUGCUCCUCACAGGCUUCCCAACGGAGAGAUGUCCCAGAAAAGGGGUACCAAAAGACCUGGCCCUUCCCAGGUACAGUACAUGGAUGUGGAUGAAGAAGACACUCUGAGCCAAACUCCGACUUCCAGUCAGGUGCAACACAACGUACAGCGGCUCUCACAGAGUCAAAUGGAGGCCAAAGUGCAUGAGCUGGUAUUCUUUCUGCUUGUCAAAGACCAAAAGAAAAUCCCCAUCAAACGGGCAGAUAUUUUGAAACAUGUAGUCAAAGAUUACAAAAAUGUGUUUACUGAGCUCCUCAAACGUGCGAACCAGAACCUUCAGCAGGUCUUUGGUAUGGAGUUGGUGGAGAUUGACCCAAAGCACCACACCUACAUCCUCAUCAGUAAAUUGCCGCAUCUGGAAAGAGAGAGCAGUAAAGAGGAUGAAAACACCCCCAAGAUGGGCCUCCUCCUAGUCAUUCUCAGCCUGAUCUUCAUGAAGGGCAACGUGGCCAAAGAAUGUAAGUUUCCUGCCACCCCUGCUCAGCCCACUUCCUUGCUACCCUCUGUUCCCAACCCUCCUCUUUUGCUUUCUCUCCCUCUAGCUGCUGUUUGGGAGGUGCUGAGAAGGCUACGUGUUGACCCUGGAGAAAAACACAAGAUCUUUGGGGAUGUGAAGAAACUUGUUACAGAGGAAUUUGUCAGGCAGAAGUACUUGGAAUACAAUCGUCUUCCACACACAGAUCCACCUGAGUUUGAAUUCAGAUGGGGACCACGGGCAAUUAAGGAGACUUCCAAGAAGCAGAUCCUACAGUUUGUUUCUAAGAUGCAAAACAAGGACCCCACAUUUUGGACGAACCAAUACAAUGAAGCUGAAGCAGAGGGCAGUUCAGCAGGAGGACGCUAGCCGUUCAGGUGCUGGACUGAAGAGCGAGCCAUCCAAAUUCUACCGGGAAGCCUCUUGUCAGCAACCUCCUGCUUUACUCGAAUAAUGCUGGGAGAGGACUGUUGGCUGUCACUGUAUAGGAACUGGACUUCACGUAAUGUGGCCCAUGUAUCUUGGCAGAUUUCUCCUAGCAGAGAAAAAAAUUCACAACAGACUGGGAUACUUUACCCAUCACCAAAACAAGUUUUCUUGGUAAGGCUGUGUGGCCUUAGCUGCAAAGUUAAUUAUGCUGCUUCCUUGGUGGUUUGUUUGAUUGUUGUGUUAUAGGUAAGGAGAAUAUGGACCAAGUACAGAGAUGCUUUUCAAAUAUGGAACUGUUCCGUGUUUAUCUGCCACUCUAAUAUGGGUGUCACAUAGUCUUUCCAUUAAAAGCAAUAAAAAUUAAGAC
Molecule: messenger RNA, 2171 nt
Organism: Eublepharis macularius
Lineage: Eukaryota; Metazoa; Chordata; Lepidosauria; Squamata; Eublepharidae
Product: non-structural maintenance of chromosomes element 3 homolog
Exons: 9
Coding region: 890-1744 (284 amino acids)
Cellular component (GO): nucleus
Source: RefSeq, a predicted model, not a curated record